Molecule: messenger RNA, 910 nt
Organism: Rhinichthys klamathensis goyatoka
Lineage: Eukaryota; Metazoa; Chordata; Actinopteri; Cypriniformes; Leuciscidae
Product: copper chaperone for superoxide dismutase-like
Exons: 8
Coding region: 49-855 (268 amino acids)
Biological process (GO): removal of superoxide radicals
Molecular function (GO): copper ion binding
Source: RefSeq, a predicted model, not a curated record
GUUUCUGAACGCGGAACUUCCGCAUACGUCAUUAUCAGCGUGCGAGAGAUGGACACAAACAGAACAGCGAAGCUUGAGUUUGCGGUGCAGAUGUCAUGUGACAGCUGUGUUAAUGCAGUAAAGGGCGUUUUGGAGAAAGAACCGGGAGUGCAGUCGGUGCAGGUAAACCUGGGUAAGGAGGAGGUUCUGGUUGAAACGGCGCUGACGUCUUCACAGGUCCAGACUCUGAUAGAGAGCACAGGCAGACGGGCAGUGCUGAAGGGAAUGGGCAGCUCAGAAUCAGACCUGGGCGCUGCCGUGGCGAUGGUCAGGGGGGCGGGGCUUGUGCAGGGCGUGGUCCGGUUCCUGCAGUUGUCACAGGAACGCUGUUUGAUUGACGGGACGAUUGACGGACUGAAGCCAGGAGCGCACGGCCUGCAUGUGCACGAGCUCGGCGACCUCACACAGGAUUGCAGGAGCUGUGGAGAUCACUUCAACCCGUUCCGGAAACACCAUGGAGCUCCUCAGGACGCAGACAGGCAUGUGGGCGAUCUGGGAAACGUGACGGCAGAUCCCGACGGAAGAGCUUCGUUCCGGCUAGAAGACUCUCAGAUAAAGGUGUGGGACGUGAUUGGCCGAUCUCUGGUGGUGGAUUCUGGGGAGGAUGAUCUGGGCCGCGGGAAUCACCCGCUGUCCAAAAUAACAGGAAACUCGGGAGACAGGCUGGCGUGUGGAAUCAUCGCUCGAUCGGCCGGCUUGUUUCAGAACGCUAAACAGAUUUGUGCCUGUGAUGGUGUGACCCUGUGGGAGGAGAGAGAUCGGCCCAUCGCUGGGAGAGGACGGAGAGUCACUGACGCGCCGGCAGCUCAUCUGUAGUGGGUCGAGCAUGCCACCUUCACACACAUACAGAUGGACAUCAAGCACAGAUAUA